UAGCAGUAAUAAUUACCCAGAGCGGUGGGGCAGCAAGCGGGAGGCCGGGCAAAGACAGCGUGGGAGAGAGGAAUACAAUCACCGCGACUGGGCAGCACACUGCGCCGUGUUUGCACUGAGGACUGCACGGAGGCAGCUGGCGCAGCGCAUACACCAGACUCGAGGAAACGGGACCGGUGGGGUGAAGAAAGUGCCGGCAUUCUCGGGGCUUCAGAAACCGGUGGAGACGAAGCGUGUAUCUCUACAGCCGCAGCAGCGCCACGCAGACAGAAUGACACAGCAGGGAGCGGCGCUGCAAACUUACAACAACGAGCUGGUCAAAUGCAUCGAGGAGCUGUGCUCCAAGCGCGAGGAGCUGAACCGGCAGAUCCUGCAGGAGGAGGAGGAGAAGACGAAGCUGCAGAACGACAUCCGCAUCCUGACAGAGAAGCUGAGCCGCGUCAACGAGAGCCUGGCACGCAAGCUGGCAUCACGCAAUGACUUCGACCGCACCAUCGCUGAGACAGAGGCAGCCUACAUGAAGAUCCUGGAGAGCUCUCAGACGCUGCUGAAUGUGCUGAAGAGGGAGGCAGGGAGUCUGAGCAAAGGCACCUUGAGCCACAGCGCCCACAAGGACUCCUGAGAGACCCAGAGCCCCCCCCCACACAGACUGCUGACCAGCCCAGCCCCACCCCCCCACACACUGCUGACCAGCCCAGCUCACCCCCC
This is a messenger RNA of Polyodon spathula (Mississippi paddlefish), 708 nucleotides long. RefSeq names its product Sjogren syndrome nuclear autoantigen 1 (gene ssna1). The record is from RefSeq and is a predicted model, not a curated record. NCBI's taxonomy places the organism in Eukaryota, Metazoa, Chordata, Actinopteri, Acipenseriformes, Polyodontidae. Gene Ontology annotation, cellular component: centrosome; ciliary basal body. The coding region runs from base 272 to 622 and encodes 116 amino acids. The transcript has 3 exons.